AUGCUCCACAACUUCUCCGCUUUCCACCCAGACACCUUUUACCUUGUAGGCAUUCCAGGCCUGGAGAACGCCCAUGGAUGGAUUUCCAUACCUUUUUGUUGUGUUUACUUGGUGGCUUUGCUGGGGAACACCACAAUUCUAUGGGUAAUCUGGACAGACCGAACUCUGAGAGAUCCUAUGUUCUACUUUCUGGCGGUCUUGUCAGCCAUAGAUGUAGCGCUCUCCACGUCCUCAGUACCUCGGAUGUUAGGUAUUUUCUGGUUUGAUGCACAUGAGAUCGGGUUUGGAAACUGUGUAGCUCAGAUGUUUCUGAUACACACCUUUACAGGAAUGGAGUCUGCGGUCUUGCUGGCCAUGGCGUUUGACCGCUAUGCUGCCAUUUGUGAGCCUCUCCGCUACACAGCAAUUCUCACAGCCAGGGCGCUGGUAGGCAUUGGAGUGGGGGUUGUCAUGCGCCCAGUCCUGCUCAUGCUGCCCAUCCUGUACCUAACCCACCGUCUUCCCUUCUGUGAGGCCCGGGUUAUCACCCACUCCUACUGUGAACACAUGGGCAUUGCCAAGUUAGCUUGUGCCAGCAUUCGCCUCAAUGGCAUUUACGGGCUUUUUGUGGCUUCUUUUCUUAUUUUUGAUGUGGCGCUGGUUGGAAUCUCGUAUGCUUACAUUCUCCGUGCCGUUUUCCGCCUCUCUUCUAAAGACGCGCGACGCAAGGCACUGAGCACAUGUAGCUCACACGUUGGCGUCAUGCUUGUCUUCUACACACCCUCCCUCUUCUCCUUCCUCACUCACCGAUUUGGCCAAAAAAUCCCUCGUUACGCCCACAUUCUUGUUGCCAGCCUCUACGUGGUCAUACCACCAGCGCUCAACCCUAUGAUUUAUGGUGUGCGAACCAAGCAGAUACGUGAGCGAGUUGUUCACACUUUCACUUGCAAGUAG
Messenger RNA from Psammomys obesus (fat sand rat), 933 nucleotides. RefSeq names its product olfactory receptor 52J3-like. The transcript has a single exon. Gene Ontology annotation, molecular function: G protein-coupled receptor activity; olfactory receptor activity. Gene Ontology annotation, cellular component: membrane. Gene Ontology annotation, biological process: G protein-coupled receptor signaling pathway. Lineage: Eukaryota; Metazoa; Chordata; Mammalia; Rodentia; Muridae. Bases 1 to 933 code for a protein of 310 amino acids. The record is from RefSeq and is a predicted model, not a curated record.